ACAAAUGCCUCCCUGAUGGCAAGAAAAUCCAGAAGGAUCUUGCAGGAUGGAAGCUGCAUUAUAAAGCGUUACUGUGAGAAGAGGUUCGUUCCCAAAUACCUGGCGACUAUUGGUAUCGACUAUGGCGUCACCAAGGUGCAGGUCAGAGAUCGAGAGAUCAAGGUUAACAUCUUUGACAUGGCGGGGCACCCAUUCUUCUACGAGGUGAGGAACGAGUUUUACAAGGACACACAGGGAGUCAUCCUGGUCUAUGACGUUGGACAAAAGGAGUCUUUCGACGCGCUAGACGCGUGGCUGGCUGAGAUGAAGCAAGAGCUGGGCCCCCACGGGAACAUGGAGAACGUUGUCUUCGUUGUCUGUGCGAACAAGAUCGACUGCACCAAGCACCGCAGCGUGGAUGAAAGCGAGGGGCGGCUCUGGGCAGAGAGCCGGGGCUUUCUUUACUUUGAGACAUCGGCACAAACAGGAGAAGGAAUCAACGAGAUGUUUCAGACUUUUUACUCUGCCAUCAUCGACCUGUGUGACAACGGUGGGAAGCGCCCUCCUUCCAGCGUGGGGGUCGGCUUCACCAAAGAGCAGGCUGAUGCCAUUCGCAGGAUCCGCAACAGCAAGGACAGUUGGGACAUGCUGGGGCUCAAACCCGGAGCCACAAGGGACGAAGUGAACAAAGCCUAUAGGAAGCUGGCCGUGCUGCUCCACCCUGAUAAAUGUGUGGCUCCUGGCAGCGAAGACGCCUUCAAAGCGGUGGUGAACGCCCGGACCGCGCUUCUCAAAAACAUCAAGUAGGGAACAGAGCCACUCAAGAGCUGGAAACCUUCCCCUCUUUUCCCCACUAGCUCCCGGGCAGCCAUGGGGCACCCCUCUCCUCCUCACGCUUACCGCUGGCAUGGCACCGUCCAGGGGAGCAGGACUGCAUCCGACUGUAGCGUGCUUGUGAUGUGCUGCAAAGGGGGCAGAGAGCUGAGGAGGGGAGAGGAACCCCAGAGCCCUCCCUCCUCCGUGGCCACAGGUCGUGGUUGGUUUUAAGUGCUGAUAGCAGUGAGGUCCCCACCUUCCUGGCUGUGUUCCACCUCCUGGAGGUUACCGGCCGUGGAGAGGUUUGGAUGCGUGGCUGUAAUGUGUGGAUGCAGCGAGGGCAGAGUGAGAUCAGACCUGAAAGCUACUGUGCCUGAAAGCAUUGGUGUCAUGGGUGGAGGAUGCCCGGGAUGGACAACGGGUUUGUCAGUCUGUCUGGGUUCUGGAGCAGCCCCUGCAAGGCUGCGCAUGCUGAAAGCCCAGUGCUGGGGCGGUUCAGCUCCCUGGUCAAAGCUGGCUCCUUCCAGCUGACACCCGAUGAUGGGGGUCAGGGAGGAAGAUGGGAGUUGCUUGAGGAAACCUCUGGUACUGCAGGGAGAAACUGGUUCCAAGAGCCCUUUUCCCCUUCCUCUCCAUGCUGUCACGGUGCCAAGAAUGAUCCCUUUGGCAGGACUGGGGCUCUCCCCCAGGCACCCACCUCCUCAUCACAGCACGGAGUCUCCUACUGCCACCUCCUUCCAUCUCCCUGAGCUCAACUUGUCAGGGAGAGCCCCUAAGGCUGCACAUCUCCCUCUCUCCCUGCCUUUAAAAGCACUAUUAGUCUACAUUAUGUGGUAGAAUUAAGGAGAGGUCUAUUAAAACCAAGGUUUACUUUAUUUCCUUUAAUUCUCUAAGGUGAACUCAAAUACCAAGAAAUAGAAGGCACUUGUAUCAGAUUGCUUCAGUGAAGCAAGGAAAGGGAGAAGAGGGAAGAAGCUUUAAGGCUUUCUUUCUAGAUUCAUCUGUAUUUCUUAGACUUAGUCAACUCUGCAGAGGGAAUACCGUCCUAUUUUUUGUGACAGUUAUAAUGAGUCAUAGCCCUGCCGACCUCUGGGGUGGGUGCCACUGUCACCCGUGGGGAACUGUCCUCAGGUGUGGGUGGCCCUGGCUAUUCACAGGCAGGAGGAGGGUGCUGACCUAAGGAGGAGGCAGUUCAGCCCGCAAGAUGGCUGCCUGUCAGCUCUGCCCUUCCUCCCCUCAGCCAGCCUCAUCUCCUGAGCUUCACACACACUGAAGAGCUCUGUGGGGUGAAGUGGGUGGCACGGGGCAGGGGGGGGCAUGUUCUCCCGCAGCACUCUUUUCUCACAGCAGCACGUACCGAUUGUGGAUCAGCGGGUGGGUGUGGGUUGCUCCCUCCUAGUCACAGCUGUUGUUUUCUUGCAUUAGCCUCGUUGAUUUAGAGGGGAGCAUUGCUGGUCACCCUAACAAGUGCUUGCAGAGGUUAAGAUCUGCCCGUUGUGAUCCUGAGGGAGGUUGGAGCUGUGACGGCUGCCAGGCUCUUCGGGGAGACUGAACGGGAGACUCCUUGAGUUCCCAUGGGUUUGGCAGGACCCAAUUUUGUUUUCUUGCUGCUGUUAGAGCUUGGCAGGGAAGGUCAGGACACUAAGCUACAGAACAAAUAAGUGUGUGCUUAUGUGUCCUCACCCCACCCCACAGGUAUCCUGUUCAAAAGUGUUUUCUCCAAUGGUCAGUGCAAUAUCUUCUUUUUUUUUUUUCCACUUCAAGGCAGCUUUUCUGUGUUUCCCCUUCAAAACAUAAAAUAAAUCGACAGUAGAUUCCACUCCCCCCUCUUUUUUUGGCAGCAAAAGGGACUUUAAAGCCAGUAUCAUUUUGCUCUUGCUCAGGUUUCUGGUGCUGGGUUUCUGGGAAGAAGAAAUAAGCUGUCCUGCUGGGAAGCACUUUUUGCUCCUCUGAUGUAGAAAUAACCAAGGGGAGAUGUUGCUACAAAAGGUUAAUGUCUAAAAUAGUUCCAUUUUUUUCUCUCCCAGAUGUAU
Molecule: messenger RNA, 2828 nt
Organism: Athene cunicularia (burrowing owl)
Lineage: Eukaryota; Metazoa; Chordata; Aves; Strigiformes; Strigidae
Gene: DNAJC27
Product: DnaJ heat shock protein family (Hsp40) member C27
Exons: 7
Coding region: 16-786 (256 amino acids)
Molecular function (GO): GTPase activity; GTP binding
Source: RefSeq, a predicted model, not a curated record